Molecule: messenger RNA, 4084 nt
Organism: Trichosurus vulpecula (common brushtail)
Lineage: Eukaryota; Metazoa; Chordata; Mammalia; Diprotodontia; Phalangeridae
Gene: SLC38A3
Product: solute carrier family 38 member 3
Exons: 16
Coding region: 210-1742 (510 amino acids)
Biological process (GO): amino acid transmembrane transport; L-glutamine transport; histidine transport
Molecular function (GO): L-asparagine transmembrane transporter activity; L-glutamine transmembrane transporter activity; L-histidine transmembrane transporter activity
Source: RefSeq, a predicted model, not a curated record
GUAGUCUGGGAUCAGAGCGGACAGCGCCAGAUCGCGGAGCGGACCCUGGAGCGAACCCCGGAGCCUCUGGUCCCCAGCAGCCUAUAGCUCUUCCCCUGUCCGGCCCGCGUGAUCCCGGGAGCCCCAGAGAUUUUACCUGCCUUGAAGGCACGUGAUCAGGACCAAAGGUUCUCACUCCCCUGCUGCCCACGUCUGUGUCCAGUCCAACCAUGAACCCCCCAGAGGCGCCCGCACAAACAGAGAUGGUGGAGCUUGUGCCCAAUGGCAAACAUGUGGAAGGGCUGUGCCCUGUGGCUUUGCCCACUGGAGGAGUUGACAGGUGUGAGGGUGGAAGAACCAGCCAUGGGGAAGCAGAGGGAUUCCUGCCCCAAAAUGUCAGCAAAGAGACACACUUCACAGAUUUUGAAGGGAAGACUUCAUUCGGAAUGUCUGUGUUUAACCUGAGCAAUGCCAUCAUGGGCAGCGGCAUCUUGGGGCUGGCAUAUGCCAUGGCCAAUACUGGCAUCCUGCUCUUCCUGUUCCUCCUCACCUGUGUGGCCCUGCUCUCUAGCUAUUCCAUCCACUUGCUGCUCAAGUCCUCAGGGAUUGUAGGUAUCCGGGCUUAUGAGCAGCUGGGCUAUCGAGCCUUCGGGACACCAGGGAAGCUGAUGGCAGCAAUAGCUAUCACCCUGCAGAACAUCGGAGCCAUGUCCAGUUACCUGUACAUCGUGAAAUCUGAAGUGCCCCUGGUCAUCCAGACCUUCCUCAAUCUACCAGAGAAAACCUCGGAUUGGUACAUGAAUGGGAACUACCUGGUGAUCCUGGUCUCAGUCACCAUCAUCCUGCCCUUGGCUUUGAUGAGACAGCUGGGAUACCUGGGCUAUUCCAGUGGCUUCUCUCUCAGCUGCAUGGUGUUCUUCCUGAUUGCAGUCAUCUACAAGAAGUUCCAGAUCCCAUGUCCACUGUCCACAUUCUCUGCCAAUGUGACAGGCAAUGCCAGCCAUGUACAAAUCAUCAUGAAGGAUUCCUCGGGUGGGGAUCCCCUCAUCCAGGCCUCCAACACUGAGAGCUGUGCUCCCAGCUUCUUUACCCUCAAUACACAGACAGCAUACACCAUCCCAAUCAUGGCCUUCGCCUUCGUCUGCCACCCAGAGGUGCUGCCCAUCUAUACAGAGCUCAGGGGCCCCAGUAAGCAGAAGAUGCAGCACAUAUCCAACCUGUCCAUUGCCGUCAUGUAUGUGAUGUAUUUCUUGGCUGCCCUCUUUGGCUACCUCACCUUCUAUGAUCGGGUGGAGUCGGAGCUCUUGCACACUUAUAACAAAGUGGACCCCUUUGACGUGCUGAUCCUGUGUGUCCGAGUGGCCGUGCUCACAGCUGUCACCCUCACUGUCCCCAUUGUCCUUUUCCCGGUUCGGAGGGCCAUCCAGCAGAUGCUGUUCCAGGACAAAGAGUUCAGCUGGCUUCGGCACACCCUCAUCGCUGUCACCCUGCUGACUUUUAUCAACCUAUUAGUCAUCUUUGCCCCCAACAUCCUGGGCAUCUUCGGAAUCAUCGGUGCCACCUCUGCCCCCUGCCUGAUCUUCAUCUUUCCAGCAAUCUUCUAUAUCCGAAUUGUGCCCAAGGACAAAGAGCCACUGAAGUCCACUCCCAAAAUAUUGGCUGCAUGCUUUGCAGGGUUAGGUGUUCUGUUGAUGACCAUGAGCCUGAGUUUUAUCAUCAUUGACUGGAUCUCUGGGAACAGCAAGAGUGGUGGUAACCACUAGGACCCAGCAUGGCCUGGGGUCGCCCGUCACCCACCCACCUGUGCCAUUGCCUGCCAGGACUGCUAAGCUGCCAAGGCCCUAGGCUGGUGGGGGGGGAGGAGGAAGGGAGGACACUUUUCACUCGAUGUGUGUUUUUGUCUUUAAUUAUUGUUAUCCCUAUCGAGGAUCUUUUUUUAAAAAAAAGGGGGCAGGGACCGGGCCUUGCAGGGGAUAGAACUGGAAAGGCUAGUACAUUGGGUUCCCUCCCUAAGGGGCACGGAGGCCUCAGAGGCCGGGCCUUGGGCAUCUCCGUCUUCCCUCCUGCGGUCUGGGGAGGGCUGACGCCUCUUAGGAUAUCCCCUGAUAUCUCCACCACUGACUGCUUGCCUGGAAAGGUGGGGCUCAGCAGAGGACAGGAUCCAGUGACUUCAGUAAAAAUGGGCCGAAUCCACCUCAUGCUCUUGAGUCACUGGGUUCCCAGGCCUCCUCUCUUGUCUGCUGAACAAAGGCAUCUUCUACCCUGUCACCAUGUCCCCCCUUCCACGUAGGGUCUAGAAACCAAUUUGUAGGGGACGGGAGGGAGAUGAUUAGAGUCCAGAGACUUUUUCCUGGCCCUAUUUGCUUCUCAUCACUGGGGCUGAGGAGAAUCCUAUUUGUAAAAUCCUGAGGUUCAGCCCUUGGUAGACAGCUAGGGAAAGGUUAGUUACCUCCAGCCAACACCUCAUGCAGACAGUUGGGAGAAAAAUGUGUUUCUAUCACCUCUGGUAAGAGGCUGCCUUGGAGAUCAGCUGAGCCAUCAUGGCACCCCCAAUGUCACCAUUGGUAAGGGAAUUCCAUGGGAUGGGAAAGAUUCUCUGCUCUCAGACAGGGAAGGGAGAAUCAAGGGAAGGAGGACUCUCUGGUGGGAGCCAUGUUCCCUUUACAUAGGCAAGGGCAGGCCCUGCCUCUAGGGGAUGCCUCCUACACUGACCCUGAACUUGCCCUUCCCCAAGAAGGCUCAUCUGUGCUCUUCCUGGGGGCAGAGGGCUUGGCCCACCACAUCUAUCCCCUUAGCCUUGAAGGGGAUGGGGCCUGGAGACCCCUGCAAGAGCUUCUUCUGGCUCCCCUUUCCCACUCUCGUGUACACUAGUUCUCCCUCCCAAGUCAAUGCUGCUCUCCACUGGUAGCAUGAGGUAUGUGUGGCAGGAAUCUCCCCGCUGUUUUAGGAAAAUUGUGGUCUCCAUUGUACCUCAACCUAAGCUAGGUAAACCAAGACCACGGCUGGCUUCGGAGGCUCAUCUGGCUCUUCUGGGUCUGCGUGACAGGAAUAGAUCAGGCCCCUGGCAGACACCCCUAUGCUGCCACUCUGCUGUGCCAUCUUGCCAAUACCCCAAUUCUGACUGGUUGGCACUUUAUGAUUGGGAGUAGGGGGAAAGUUGAAACCCUGAGCUGGAGGGCUAUAACUAGAUUGGCUGUGGUUAAUUCUGUAAGAGGGUACCUAAGGUACCUGGGGGUAACAUAUGAGACAAAAACUUUUUAGAAAUGCCAUCCAAGGACAUCCUUCUGUCUAUAUUCUGGGAUGUGUCUGGGCUGCCUGGUAUCCAAGCAAUACACAUCCCUGAGUGUAUUACCCGGUGGUUCACUCAGGUUGGGCCGCACAGCCCCAGUAGGCAAAACGAGAUGAGCAGAGAGAAAAGCCAGCUCUCAGAAUUGAACAGGUCCUAAUGCCCAGCUGCAGGAGGCCCCAGCAGGGGGAAACAUUGGGAGUUUUGAAUUCUCGAAGCCAUCCCCCUCCCCCUGACACACACACCUCCCACCCUGGGAGGGAGAAUCCCCUGCCUGGUCUUAAGCCCGGAGGUGGGAAGAUGAGAGAGUGCUUGGUGCCAACCCCUUCCAAAGGCAUCGGAAGCAGCAUGGAGAGAGAAAUAGCCUUCAGGGUGGGAGCUGGCAGCCUUCGGCCGGAAGCCCCCUUCCCUCCCACCUCCCCAAUCCCUGAGGGAGGGGAGUGAGGAGUGGGCUGAGGAGACGUGAGGUGCAUUUCCCUUGAGUUCAGGACUAGCUUUGUGAGCCAAGCUCUGACUUCUGAGAAACUCAGGCCAUGGAGAAGCCUCCCUAACAGGGAGGUGGGAAACGUUGGAGGGGGGAGGUAGAGUGGGAACAAGCUUCCUCACCACCACUCCCCCAGGCCGCUGGAAGGCCUGAGGCUUGGCAAGCUUGCCUCCCUGCUGAGCAGGCCCUGAGAGGGACCAGCACCCUUUCUCACAGGUUGCAUUUCCAAUCCUCUAUCCAAGUGUGCUCCAAACUUGGAAACACUGAAAUCCAGCCCCACUGACACACCACAGACCUUCUUAAGAACAAUAAAAGUUGGUGAAAACUGAAGUUAA